AUGCGAGGAUGGGGUGAUCGUAGGAGGUCUUACGCACAUGUGACAGAACUCUUCAAUCAAACUUUUAAGAAUGAGGACAAUGAUAUAUCUAAAUCGGCUGUUAUUCGUACUGUACAACGUUUUGAAGAAACGGGUUUUGUAAAAGACCGUAAUAGACAAGAUAGACCAGCAAUAGCGACAAAUCCUGAUAAAAGAUUGAAUGUUCUACAAUCUUUUAUCGAAGAUCCGCGUAAUUCAAUUCGCAAAGUUGCACAACAACACGACAUCGAUCCUAUGUCAAUUCAUAAAAUUCUAAACAAGGAGAAAUUUCAUCCAUAUAAGAUCCAUCUGGCGCAGGAACUAUAUAAAGCUAUCUUUGAGCUAACCGGGAAUAUAAAUCAACAUUAUUGUAGAUAUUGGAGCGAUGAAAAUCCUCAUUGGAUGUACGAGGCACAUACUCAGAAUCAGCAAAAAGUCAACGUAUGGGCUGGAAUUUUAAAUGAAGCUAUUAUUGGGCCUUUCUUUAUUGAAGGUAAUUUAAACACUGACAAUUACUUAGCCAUGCUUCAAGAUGAAAUAGUUUCGGCAAUCCGAAACAUCGCUCGUCAAAACUUCAAUGACAUUUGGUUUCAGCAAGAUGGGGCGCCACCUCACUAUGGUUUACGAGCAGUGACAGCGCGUAUCGCUAAAAUUAAAUUAAAAGUUGAACCCGUGCUGCAUUUACUAGACGCCUGCAAAUUGUUACGAACAGAAAGAGACAAAGAACGCAAUCUAAUAUCGCAGAAGGAGCAAGAGGAAGAAACUAUUUCUGAUUUACAAAAUUCCCUUCAACGAGUCGAACGUGAAUUAUAUACUCUAAAACGCAACAGUAUCGUACUCACAUCACAAAUAUUAAUCCAACAUCUGACAGAGGAAGUAACAGUACAAUCUGCAAUUGUAAAAGAGAAGCUUCCAUCUGAGCUAAACGCAAAAAAGAAUCGGAUACAAGCGUUAUCAUUAUUCAAGGAAUAUUCCUAUUUAGGCGCGGAUAAAAUUAUGACUAUGAGAAAUAAUUUAGAUGCUAUAUCAAAGGCUAUACAAGAUUUAAUAGAAUCUAAAAUAACUAAAAAUGAUAUCGAUAAAGUGGGACCGUUCAGACAACAAGCUGCUGCUGUCGGAAAUAUGAAACGGAAUGCUCUUGAACGUUUAGAAAAAAUAGAAAGUUACUUAGAGGAAUUACAAUCACGAUUAAAAGAGAAACAAGAUUAUUCAAAAACUUUAUUGGAGACGUCAAUACCUAGAGCAGAAGAAUUGAAAAAAUAUAUCAAUCGUUUAAAGACUAAGAGUACAUUAUAUAAGCGUUGCAAAGCGGAGAGAGCUGGGCUAAAAGCUGAAAGUGGUGUACUUCAACGAACAGUGACUAUUCUAGACGAACAGAUAAUUCAUUCUUAUUCAGUGAAUAUCAUACCUAAAGUAAUAAUUCCAGAAAAUUAUACAUUAGACAACGCAUUAGCGACAAAUACUCAGUUGUCUCAUUCGAUAUUGGCUCUGCGAACCAAUCUUGCCCCGGUCAUAAAAGGUAAUAUAACAAGAAAUUCAGACAAGGCUAAUGAGAGUCAAAUGCUGAUGUAG
This is a messenger RNA of Mycetomoellerius zeteki, 1590 nucleotides long. RefSeq lists its product as uncharacterized. The record is from RefSeq and is a predicted model, not a curated record. The transcript has 7 exons. The coding region runs from base 1 to 1590 and encodes 529 amino acids. Gene Ontology annotation, molecular function: nucleic acid binding. NCBI's taxonomy places the organism in Eukaryota, Metazoa, Arthropoda, Insecta, Hymenoptera, Formicidae.